Messenger RNA from Dreissena polymorpha, 1553 nucleotides. RefSeq lists its product as uncharacterized. Bases 107 to 1504 code for a protein of 465 amino acids. NCBI's taxonomy places the organism in Eukaryota, Metazoa, Mollusca, Bivalvia, Myida, Dreissenidae. The record is from RefSeq and is a predicted model, not a curated record. The transcript has 3 exons.
UCAGACGAUACUUUUGUUGAUGGAGAACAAAGGUAAAUUUCACAAUUUUCAAUAUCUUUAACAAAAAAUAACGUGUCUAUAAAUCAAGCAAGUGCUUGAACAGAACAUGAAGUCAUCGGUAACUAUUGGUGCGCUGUUAGCACUUGGUUGUCUUGUUUCACGCUCGGGCGCACAAUGCGAAGGACCGGCAACUGCCGACGGGUCAUCGUAUUGCGUGGGGCGUGGCUUCUUUGGGCGCUUGCUUGGUCAGUAUCAGUGGCAGACAUGUGUAAGAUCUUCCUACCUGUCCGCUGCCUCUAAUGGGACUCGAAUAUGUGCGGCAGGACAAGGGUUAUGCGCUUACAAAUGCCAGGACGAAUUGAUGGACGUUCACAAGGAGUUUGAUGUGGAAAAAGCCGACGUGACUGAAGCGUGUAGGUGUGAUCCUAAUGCCGUUAUGGUAAACGCAACCACGCUGCCGGCAAAAUGCUUUACCCCAACCGGUAUCGACUGCACCUGGCACGACGAAUGUGUACAGUCCAAAUUCAAAUGCGACUGGGCCAACAUGAAAUGGUCGAAACUCGCAUCAAGUAUGUGCCAGCUAUUUCAGACGCAUAAGAACGACUUUGACGUGAUUGGUCAACGGUGGAUAUCUGGUGUAGGCAAAUGCCUGCACGACAUGCAGGUUCCAUUCUUGCGUCCGUACGUGCGGCCUUUGUGUGAGGCUCUGACAACGGCCGGCCCGAAGAUACAAGAGCUUUGCUACAGAACCCCGGGAGGGGGAGCGCCGAAUUUAUGCGACGUCGGAUUUGUGAACUGGAUAAAAGUAGUUGGAACAGUUAGGGAGACUGUUCAAGAUGAGCAGAAUGCGAUGCAUGCAGACCCAACGAAGGAAUUGAGAGGCCUUGAUGAAAGGAUCAUUCAGGAGGGAACAGCGCUGAUAAAGGAAUGUGGUUGGGACAUCAGUCAUUUCAAAAUUCUUAAGAUGAGACUUAAAGCCCUUGACCUCAUAUCGAAAAUCUCCAGCAUUUCAAAAAUGAUCGCCGAUCAAUUGAGGAGACAGCUGGAGGUCAAAUUUGGGAUUGGUUUAAAUAAGCUUUUGAUCUUUCCGCUUGAUUUUGCAGAACACAGGGUUGGGAAAAGAAACGCCGAUGCGUAUAACACCAACGUUUUCUUUCUGAUCACUUCCAAGCAAUUGUAUGACCUGCGAGACGCCGACAGUUCAUCGUCUCUGCGAAUGGCGCCCAUUUUUGAAUACCUAGAAAAGUCCGUAUCUGAAGGAACACUGAAAGACGUCAUUUCCUUUAAAGACGCUGGUAUUACUAAGAUUGAAGUAUUCGAGUCUUUUGAGUCCGGCCGACCCGUGCAGCAUGGGGAACUUCCGGACACAAAGCUCAUGGCUGACCAGAUCGCGCUUCUUGUUAUACUGAUUCUUAUUAUAUUGUCUUCUAUGUUUGGUACUUUUUGCUAUUGUAUGAGAAGACGGAACGGCCUUUACAAAGAAAAGUAUAUCCAGAUGAAGUAGUGAUAGCUUUUUGUAGCAAAAACGCUGUCAAAAGAUUGAUAUAAAUUGC